AUGGAGACAAGCUUUCAAGCCGCCAUCGACGCUGGCAAAAUCAAUGGCGCUGUGGUAUGCGCCACUGACGCCGAGGGCCGAUUCGUCUACAAUAAAGCAUUCGGCGAGCGCACUCUACUUUCAGGCGAGAAACGGCCUCAACAGCUUGACGACGUGCUCUACCUCGCUUCAGCUACUAAACUAGUCGCCACCAUCGCCGCCCUACAAUGCGUCGAAGAUGGUCUCUUGACUCUCGACGGAGACCUGUCAACUAUCGCCCCCGAGCUAGCCGAAAAGGCAGUUCUCACCGGCUUCUCUGAGGACGGAAACCCUCAACUGGAGGAACCAAUCCGUCCAAUCACCCUCAAGAUGCUGCUCACCCACAGUUCGGCCACCCCUUACCAUUUCAUGAACCCCCUCGUGGCAAAGUGGCGCGAACAGUUCACCGACCCCAAGGAAACUGACUCUCGAUCCGUCGAAGAGCUAUUCUGUUACCCUUUGAGCUUCCAGCCCGGUACAAGUUGGAUGUACGGUCCGGGGCUCGACUGGGCAGGUCGCAUAGUCGAGCGAGUGACUGGCGGCACACUUACAGAGUUUAUCCAGCGACGGAUCUUCGAUCCACUAGGUAUCAAAGAUGGCCAAUUUUACCCAGUGACACGUGCAGACCUGCGCGAGCGCCUUGUAGACUUAAACCCCGAUGAUCCAGACUGUCUCGGCCGAGCGGUCCUGGGAGGUGGGGGCGAGAUGAACAUGCGUUCGCGUGGAGACUUUGGCGGACAUGGAUUGUUCCUCCCUGGUUCGGAUUACAUCAAGAUCUUGCAUUCGUUGUUGGCCAGUGACGGGAAACUGCUUCGACCGGAUACCGUCGACGCCAUGUUUGAGCACCAGUUGAGCCCCGAGGCUACGGCUGGUCAUCAGGAUGCACUGAAUAGCCCAGCGGGGGUGUUCUUCCGCGUUGGAACCGAAGUCGGGGCGAAGGUUGGCCACGGAUUUGGUGGAUUGUUGACGCUUGAGGAUGUCGACGGGUGGUAUGGAGAGAGAACGUUGACUUGGGGAGGUGGUUUGACGCUUGCUUGGUUUAUUGAUCGGAAGAAUGGUCUUUGUGGUGUUGGUGCCAUUCAAGCUGCGAUGCCGGUUGAUGUCGAGUUGGUCUCUGAGCUGAAGCAGGUUUUCAGGCGUGAUAUCUAUCACAAGCGAGCCGCGUGGAAGCAACAGAACUCUGAAAGAGGUUGA
This is a messenger RNA of Penicillium brevicompactum, 1212 nucleotides long. RefSeq names its product serine hydrolase domain-containing protein. The record is from RefSeq and is a predicted model, not a curated record. Lineage: Eukaryota; Fungi; Ascomycota; Eurotiomycetes; Eurotiales; Aspergillaceae. The transcript has a single exon. Bases 1 to 1212 code for a protein of 403 amino acids.